Molecule: messenger RNA, 2376 nt
Organism: Verticillium dahliae VdLs.17
Lineage: Eukaryota; Fungi; Ascomycota; Sordariomycetes; Glomerellales; Plectosphaerellaceae
Product: ATP-dependent permease MDL2
Exons: 1
Coding region: 1-2376 (791 amino acids)
Biological process (GO): transmembrane transport
Cellular component (GO): membrane
Molecular function (GO): ABC-type oligopeptide transporter activity; ATP hydrolysis activity; ATP binding
Source: RefSeq, a predicted model, not a curated record
AUGGUUUCGGGAGCUGCUCGGUCAGCUGUGCAGCUGCCCCAACGCGCCGCCACUUCACUCUGCGGCGCCUCGAUAUUUGGCUCUCCCAACAUAUUCAUCAGUCGCGCGCCCUUGGCAAGUCGAUGGCACCCAUUGCUAUCGCAAAUACGACAGGUUCAAACGGCAACGACCCCGACCACAAACGAACAAACAAGUGCACGCCGCCGAGCCGCGUUUCCCAAUGCUAUAACAUUACGCCGACCAUAUUUCGCACCGAGACAAGCCGGCUUCGUCGGGCUGGGCAGCCUGUCGCGCCCAUUUUCUCACAGUCGGUCGGUAUACAGGGAGCUCCAGAAAGAUGGCCAACAUCAAGAUGCAGCCCAGAAGCAGGUGGCAGAACCUGAGCAUGACCCAGAACAUGAUUUUCAGAAGAGCGAGAGGGCUGCUCAGGCUGCCCAGGUCAACCUGAGUGCCAAAUUAUCGAAAGAAGGAAAAGGUUCUGGCAAGGCAGGUUUCGAUGAAGUCUGGCGGUUGAUCAAGAUUGCGCGCCCCGAGCUCAAAUGGCUAGCUGUGGCCAUUGUCUUCCUGGUCGUUUCUUCCAGUGUGACCAUGUCCAUACCAUUUUCCGUGGGCCGCAUCCUGGACAUCGUCACAAAGGAUCCCGCUGAGGACGCUCGCCUCUUCGGUCUGACCCUGCCGCAUUUUUUCAUUGGUCUCGGCACUAUAUUAACGAUUGGCGCCAUGGCCAACUUUGGCCGCAUCAUUCUUCUUCGCAUCAUUGGCGAGAGGGUUGUUGCCCGCCUGAGGUCGCAGCUGUACAGAAGAACCUACGUUCAGGACGCUGAAUUCUUCGACGCCAACCGCGUGGGAGAUCUGAUCUCCCGGCUCAGCUCUGAUACCGUCGUGGUCGGCAAGUCCAUUACCCAGAAUAUCAGCGAUGGUCUGCGGUCCUUGUUCAGUGGCGGAGCAGGUUUCAUUGCCAUGAUCUGGCUCAGCCCUGGUCUCACAGGUCUCCUCCUCGUCAUGCUGCCUCCUGUUGCCGUUGGCGCCUUCUUCUAUGGUCGCGCCAUCAGAAACGUCAGCAAGGGUAUUCAGAAGAAUCUUGGCACACUUACCAAGAUUGCUGAAGAGCGAUUAGGCAACGUCAAGACCAGUCAGGCUUUCGUUGGUGAAGUUCAGGAGAUUAACCGCUACAACAAGCAGGUGCGUCGUAUAUUCGCUCUCGGUCGCAAGGAAUCGACGAUUGCAGCGACAUUCUUUGCCACGACUGGCUGGGCCGGGAAUAUGACAAUCCUAGCCAUGCUUAUUGUUGGUGGCAACUACGUCCGAACAGGAGCAAUGUCGGUUGGAGAUCUGACUUCAUUCAUGAUGUACACUGCAUUUGCUGGUUCCAGUCUCUUCGGUCUGUCAUCCUUCUACUCUGAGCUGAUGAAGGGUGUGGGAGCCGCAAGCCGUCUCUUUGAAUUGCAGGACAGACACCCAUCCAUUUCUCAGACGGUGGGCAGCAAGGUUGAGUCGGCACAAGGCGUCAUCAAGUUCAACAACCUCUCUUUCGCCUACCCCACCAGACCCGCCGUCAAUGUCUUCAACGGUCUGAAUUUUGAGAUUCCUUCGGGCUCAAAUGUUUGCGUUGUUGGUCCCUCUGGUGGUGGCAAGUCCACUGUCGCCAGCCUGCUUCUGCGCUUCUACAAUCCCACUGCAGGCUCCAUCACAAUCAACGGCGUCGACAUUUCUCAGAUGAACAUCAAAUCGCUGCGGCGGCGCAUAGGCAUGGUGGCUCAGGAACCUGUUCUUUUCUCUGGCACCAUCGCCGAGAACAUUGCGUAUGGAAAACCCGAAGCAACCAGGGCCCAGAUUGUCGUGGCAGCCCGCAAAGCGAACUGCAACUUUAUCAGCGAUCUUCCUUCCGGCUUGGACACGCAGGUUGGAGCGCGUGGCUCGCAGCUGUCUGGUGGACAGAAGCAGCGCAUUGCCAUCGCCCGGGCCCUGAUCAAGGACCCGGAUAUCCUCAUCCUAGACGAGGCCACCUCCGCACUCGACGCCGAGUCCGAGACGCUCGUCAACGCUGCGCUGGCAUCACUCUUGCGUGGCAGGAACACCACCAUCUCCAUCGCGCAUCGCUUGUCGACCAUCAAACGAUCAGAUCUCAUCAUUGUACUAUCAAACGAGGGUAGAGUUGCUGAGAUUGGCAAGUACACAGACUUGUCGGCUGACCCGAACAGCGCAUUCAGCAAGCUGAUGGAGUGGCAAAUGAGUGGAGGAGAUCUUCUUGAGCCGGCCCGGCCGAGCGAGCAAGCUCGUAUCACGGAGCAGGACGAGAUUGAAGAUGAUCUGGAGCAUGGCGAGGCCGAGAACGCCGAGGCAACUGCUGAGGAGGUGAAGAAGAACAAGACGUAA